CGUAGGUGUCCAGGAAGCGCCCCUGCACGACGUCUCCGUGCUGCGCAGCCUCUCGCUCCAGGGCGGCCUGCUGGGAGGGCUCCGGAGGCAGCCCCACGGCGAAGAAGGUCCGGACGGGAUGCCCGGCGGCCCAGCGCGCCCCGCCCCAGGUGUUGCGCACGGCCUGGCGCCGCGGGGCGUGGGAGGGGGCGCUGGCCACCAGGACGAGCAAGAAGGGGGCCCGGGGGGCACAGGCCUCGGCAGAGGGCACCAGGAGGAAGGCCUCGGCAGAGGGCAGGAGGGGGGCGCUAACGGCGCGCCUCCCGCCGCCGGUGGCCAGAAGGAGGGAGAGGAAUUCUUCGUGGACCCCGCUGGCCACGAAACUGCCCAGGGCGACGACCACCAGGCCAGCCAGCAGUCCCCACUGCAGCCGGUGAGAUCGGGGGCAGCACCGCUUGGGCCAGGAGGGCAGCGCCAGCGUCGUCGCCAUGGGGAAGAAAGAUGGGGCGGAACGCAGACCUUGAAAGAGAGAGGGAUACAUUUGGGGGGUGAAGGCUGAGGGAGAACCAUCUGAAGUAUCACUGGAAAAAGCUGAGGAGCAGAUGCAGGAGCAGAAACUGAGGAGUCAAGAUGGAACAAAGAGACAAGGGGAGAGAGAGACUCACACAGGGGACAAACCUUAUAAAUGCUUGGAGUGUGGAAAGAGCUUCAUCUGGAGUAGUGCCCUUACUUCACAUCAAAGAACUCACACAGGGGACAAACCUUAUAAAUGCUUGGAGUGUGGAAAGAGCUUCAGGUGGAGUAACGCCCUUACGGUUCAUCAAAGAACUCACACAGGGGACAAACCUUAUAAAUGCUUAGAGUGUGGAAAGAGCUUCAGGUGGAGUAACGCCCUUACGGUUCAUCAAAGAAUUCACACAGGGGACAAACCUUAUAAAUGCUUGGAGUGUGGAAAGAGCUUCAGUGACAGCAGCACCCUUACUUCGCAUCAAAGAACUCACACAGAGGACAAACCUUAUACAUGCUUCGAGUGUGGAAAGAACUUCAGGUGGAGUAGCAGCCUUACUCAACAUCAAAGAACUCACACGGGACAAACCUUAUCAAUGCUUGGAGUGUGGAAAGAGCUUCGGUAAGAGGGGCCACCUUACUUCGCAUCAGAGAACUCACACAGGGGACAAACCUUAUCAAUGCUUGGAAUGUGGAAAGAGCUUCAGGCAGAGUAGCACCC
Rhineura floridana is the source of this 1207-nucleotide messenger RNA. Its product is annotated as zinc finger protein ZFP2-like. The transcript has 2 exons. Gene Ontology annotation, molecular function: DNA-binding transcription factor activity, RNA polymerase II-specific; RNA polymerase II cis-regulatory region sequence-specific DNA binding. Lineage: Eukaryota; Metazoa; Chordata; Lepidosauria; Squamata; Rhineuridae. Gene Ontology annotation, biological process: regulation of transcription by RNA polymerase II. The coding region runs from base 582 to 1112 and encodes 176 amino acids. The record is from RefSeq and is a predicted model, not a curated record.